Dermacentor albipictus is the source of this 578-nucleotide messenger RNA. NCBI's taxonomy places the organism in Eukaryota, Metazoa, Arthropoda, Arachnida, Ixodida, Ixodidae. The record is from RefSeq and is a predicted model, not a curated record.
UUUCCUUAUCUUACCUCGCGCGCAGCCUCUCACACCUGUGAGGGUGACCAUGAAACUUAACCCUGCUGCCUUCAGCAACUUUGCAGUUAUUGCGAUUAUCCUUUCUCCAGCAUGUCAACCUGCACCGCAGCAUUCACCAUGUACCUUUGGAACAGGCAUGAGUUACCCAGAUGAAUCAACUAAUGAAGAAUUCCCGGGAAUGAUCACGUGUCCGAAACUCAGUUGCGCCUGCGGAGAAAAAGCAACGUGUUUGAAUAAAGGAAGCUCGUGUGCUUGCACAUGCGUGAAAAUGUACCAAGAUUGCUCCUAUCCUUGGCGAACGACUUGCCUUACUAGCUGCAGAAGUAGCCAUAGGUGCCUAUGCACAUGCGCUGGCCCGAUCCCCGAAUACAUCCCUAGGCAGCCCUGCUGUCCUGAACAUAUUACCAACGCCAAGCCGGCUCCAACUCAACCCUGUUGUCCCAACGGACAACAGGGUGCGGUUGCCCUUCCAGCUCAAAGCCCACCGUGCUGCCAGCAAUUUAUGGGGAGACGUUGAAGUAUUCACGAUGGUAUUAAAUGGUUUGUCUGGACUGACA